Molecule: messenger RNA, 4396 nt
Organism: Lotus japonicus
Lineage: Eukaryota; Viridiplantae; Streptophyta; Magnoliopsida; Fabales; Fabaceae
Product: zinc finger protein BRUTUS-like
Exons: 15
Coding region: 946-4179 (1077 amino acids)
Biological process (GO): protein ubiquitination; ubiquitin-dependent protein catabolic process
Cellular component (GO): nucleus
Molecular function (GO): zinc ion binding; ubiquitin protein ligase activity
Source: RefSeq, a predicted model, not a curated record
CUACCAGCUUCUUUCUCUUAUCGGCGAAACACAUCUCUUGCUUCAUCUCCGCUUCACAACUACUCUACAACAAAAAAAGAUUUAGAGAGAGAAACUCUCUCUCACUCUCUCUCUAACUACUUUCUCUCUCUAUAACCGUCGUCGUCACCGGAAAAAUUCAAACGAAAUACAGUUAUUUCAUUUCACAGGAACAAAACAAUAAAGGAGAUGGCGACGCCUUUGGACGGAGGAGGAGGAGUGACGGUGCUGUCAAAUUCCGUCAACAACGUCGCUUCCUCGUCGGCUCUCAAUGGCGCCUUCAAGUGCUCCGACGUCGACUCAUCGCCGAUUUUGAUUUUCCUGUUCUUUCACAAAGCGAUGCGGAAUGAGCUUGACGCGUUGCACCGGUUAGCUAUGGCAUUCGCCACCGGAAACCGCUCUGACAUUCAGCCGCUCUCCGACCGCUACCAUUUCCUCAGCGCGAUUUAUAGGCACCACUGCAAUGCUGAAGAUGAGGUGCUAAUUUUUGGUUCAGUUUUUGUUCUUGUAUAUGUUUUGGAGUUUGAUUGUUGUUGAAUUGUGUGAAUCGAUGUUCCAUUGGUGAGAGAAAUGCUGUGGAAAACGAAGGGUUUUGAUAGCUGGUUGCAUUUGCAAUGACGAAAUGGAAAUGACGCUCUUGUUUCUCUAUUCUCUCGGCCAUUUCCUCUUGAUGUGGAAAAAGAAAAAGGAGAACUGUAUUAUAGAACGCUUUAGCUUUGGGGAAGAAGCUAACUUCAGGUGAUUUUUCCAGCUCUAGAUAUACGUGUGAAGAACGUAGCACAGGCAUAUUCACUUGAGCACAAGGGUGAAAGCAAUCUUUUUGAUCAUCUAUUUGAGCUAUUGAAUUCUUCCAUCCAUAAUGAUGAAAGUUUUGCAAGAGAGUUAGCAUCUUGCGCGGGAGCUUUGCAGACGUCAGUUAGUCAGCACAUGGCAAAGGAAGAGGAGCAGGUAUUUCCUCUACUUAUUGAGAAGUUCUCUCUUGAGGAACAGGCAUCCUUAGUUUGGCAGUUCCUUUGCAGUAUUCCUGUGAAUAUGAUGGCAGAGUUUCUUCCAUGGCUUUCAACAUCUAUUCCACCUGAUGAAUCUCAGGAUUUACAAAAUUGCUUGAUCAAGAUAGUGCCAGAGGAAAAGCUUCUUCAGAAGGUAAUUUUCACCUGGAUGGAAGGGAGAAGUUGUAUCAACAAACUUGAAAGUUGUAAAGAUCAUUCUCAAGUUAAAUGUGGUUCUAGCCCAUUAGCCCAUCAAGUUGGGAAAGUAAGCUGCAUAUGUGAAUCCACAACAACUGGAAAAAGGAAGUAUUCUGAAUCUAUGCUAGAUGUUUCUGAUGUCAGUGGAACACAUCCUAUAGAUGAAAUAGUGCUCUGGCAUAAUGCAAUUAAAAAAGAGUUAAGUGAGAUAGCAGAGGAGACUAGAAAGAUACAACAAUUGGGAGAUUUUACUAAUAUAUCAGCUUUUAAUGAAAGAUUGCAAUUCGUUGCUGAAGUUUGCAUAUUUCACAGUAUUGCUGAGGACAAGGUUAUAUUUCCAGCUGUAGAUGGAGAAUUUUCUUUCUUUCAGGAGCAUGCUGAAGAAGAAAGCCAAUUUAAUGACUUCCGGAGUUUGAUUGAAGGUAUUCAAAAUGAAGGAGCAUCAUCUAAUUCAGAAGUUGAAUUUUAUUCCAAGCUAUGUUCACACGCUGACCAUAUAAUGGAAACCAUACAGAGGCAUUUCCAUAAUGAAGAAGUUCAGGUUCUUCCACUUGCAAGAAAGCACUUUAGCUUUAAAAGGCAAUGUGAACUUCUUUAUCAAAGCUUAUGCAUGAUGCCUCUGAAAUUGAUUGAGCGUGUCCUGCCAUGGUUGGUAGGAUCUUUAACUGAAAAAGAAGCAAAGAUUUUCCUGAACAACAUGCAACUGGCAGCUCCAGCAACAGAUUCUGCUCUAGUCACACUCUUCUGUGGUUGGGCUUGCAAGGCUCGUAAUGAAGGUCUGUGUUUAUCAUCAAGCUCAUUGGGUUGUUGUCCAUCUCAAAGAAUUUCUGAUAUUGAAGAAAACACUGGCCGGCCAUCCUGUGUCUGUGACUCUGCAUCAUCUGGGAGACAGUGCUCAGUACUAGCUGAGUUAGAUGGGAGCGAAAGAUCAGUCAAGAGAAACACAUUGGAGCUGCAAAAGAAUGGAGAUGUACCUGAAACUUCAGAGUCUGAUAAUAUCCAGAAACAAUGUUGUAAAGCUCGGUCUUGUUGUGUGCCAGGUUUAGGAGUAAGCACUAACAAUUUAGGGCUGAGUUCUGUUUCUACGGCCAAGUCCUUACGCUCAUUGUCUUUUAGCUCUUCUCCCCCAUCUCUUAAUUCCAGUCUUUUCAUAUGGGAAACAGAGAGCAGCUCCGGUGAUGUUGGCUCUACACAAAGACCAAUCGAUACUGUGUUUAAAUUCCAUAAAGCUAUACGGAAAGACUUGGAGUAUCUAGAUGUCGAAUCUGGAAAACUGAGUCAUGGUGAUGAAACCAUUCUUCGGCACUUUAGUGGAAGAUUUCGUCUUUUGUGGGGUUUAUAUAGAGCUCAUAGUAAUGCUGAAGAUGACAUAGUAUUUCCAGCACUGGAAUCCAAAGAGGCACUUCAUAAUGUGAGUCAUUCAUACAUGCUAGACCAUAAGCAGGAAGAACAACUGUUUGAAGAUAUUUCCUGCGUUCUUUCUGAGCUUUCUGUCCUUCAUGAAGCCUUGCAGAUGACUCAUAUGUCAGAGGAAUUAAGUGAAAGUAAUUUUGGAACCUCUGAUGCCAAUGGAACUGAUGAUAUCAAAAAGUUCAAUGAACUUGCAACUAAGCUUCAGGGGAUGUGCAAAUCCGUAAGAGUGACCCUGGAUCAGCAUAUUUUCAGGGAAGAGCGUGAGCUCUGGCCAUUGUUUGGGAGGCAUUUCACUGUAGAAGAACAGGACAAAAUAGUAGGACGAAUAAUUGGAACUACAGGUGCAGAAGUUCUCCAAUCAAUGUUACCAUGGGUAACUUCUGCACUUACUCAGGAAGAACAAAACACGCUGAUGGAUACAUGGAAGCAGGCGACUAAGAAUACUAUGUUCAGUGAAUGGCUUAAUGAAUGCUGGAAAGAGAGUCAGGCAUCUGUAGUACAGACAGAAACAUCUGAUUAUAGCACUUCUCAAAGAGGUUCUGAGAAUCAAGAAAGCUUAGAUCACACUGAUCAAAUGUUCAAGCCAGGUUGGAAAGACAUAUUCCGGAUGAAUCAGAAUGAACUUGAGUCAGAGAUCCGGAAAGUUUAUCGUGACUCAACUCUUGAUCCAAGGAGAAAGGCAUAUCUUGUGCAGAAUCUAAUGACAAGUCGUUGGAUAGCUGCCCAGCAAAAAUCACCUAAAGCUCCAUCUGAAGGAUCAUCUGGUGUAGAAAUAGAAGGAUAUUCACCAUCCUUUCGGGACCCAGGGAAACAUGUAUUUGGGUGUGAACACUAUAAGAGAAAUUGCAAGCUCCGAGCUGCAUGUUGUGGCAAGUUAUUUACAUGUAGGUUUUGUCAUGACAAUGUGAGCGAUCACUCAAUGGAUAGAAAAGCAACAUCAGAAAUGAUGUGUAUGCGCUGCCUGAAUAUACAGCCCGUAGGACCUAUAUGCAUGACACCUUCAUGUAAUGGACUUUCAAUGGCAAAAUAUUUCUGCAAUAUAUGCAAAUUUUUUGAUGAUGAAAGGAAUGUAUAUCAUUGCCCAUUUUGCAAUUUAUGCCGUGUCGGACGAGGGCUUGGGAUUGAUUAUUUUCAUUGCAUGAAAUGCAAUUGUUGCCUGGGUAUUAAAUCAACAUCUCACAAGUGCCUGGAGAAAGGUUUAGAAAUGAACUGCCCAAUUUGCUGCGACGACUUAUUCACAUCAAGUGCUCCAGUCAGAGCUCUACCUUGUGGCCACUAUAUGCAUUCUGCUUGCUUUCAGGCAUACACCUGUAGUCACUACACAUGUCCAAUCUGCAGCAAGUCAUUGGGAGAUAUGGCGGUUUACUUUGGUAUGCUUGAUGCCUUAUUGGCUGCUGAGGAGCUUCCUGAAGAGUAUAGGGACCGCAAUCAGGACAUACUCUGCCAUGACUGUAACCGAAAGGGAACCUCACGUUUCCAUUGGUUGUAUCACAAAUGUGGAUUUUGUGGCUCUUACAAUACUCGGGUAAUCAAGUCAGAGACCUAUUCCAGCUGCUCUUAGUGUGCUUCUUUUGACGGGAGAUAGACAAAGUUUGUAAAUAUUUUGUGUAGUAUUAGCAUAGCAUAGCAUAGCAAUCCAAAAUUUCCCUCAACCAGGGGCUCCAUUAUUGUUUCAUUUUAUACAGAGGCCUCGUAUUGUGUAUUCUCUGUAACCGCAGAUAGAAGCACCUUAGCCGUUUUAUAGUAAUUAUUAUUAUUUAUAUUUUUUUCUUUGAUCA